Molecule: messenger RNA, 1077 nt
Organism: Anopheles coustani
Lineage: Eukaryota; Metazoa; Arthropoda; Insecta; Diptera; Culicidae
Product: phospholipase A1-like
Exons: 7
Coding region: 1-1077 (358 amino acids)
Molecular function (GO): lipase activity
Source: RefSeq, a predicted model, not a curated record
AUGGUGCUGCUGUUGAAUUUAGUCCUCGGCUCGAUGCUGCUCAGCGGUGGUGUUAUGAUUUACGCCCAGGCGCAGCAUCUUCUGGCCCAGGCCCUGUACCUGGGCGAUCCGAAUUCGUUCAACUCGACGCGGGAGGACUGCGUGUGGAAGCGAGGCAACGGGCAGGACGUCUGCCCGGACGAGGACAUCAGCAUCAUACUGUACACGUCCGGCAUCGUGAAGGAUAGAUUCAAGUUUGAUCAUCGGCUCCGGGACUGGUUGAACAACACCGAAUGGGACCACACGAAGGAGAACAUCAUUCUGAUACACGGUUACGCCGGUGGAGAUGAUACGCUGCCGAUUGCGGUUCUACGCGAUGCGUACAUUAACCACGGUGGGUACAACGUGUUUCUCGUCGACUGGGGUGCCCUCUGCCAGCCUCCGUGCUACGUGGCAGCCGUCUACAAUAUUCGGCCGGUGGCGACAUGCCUGGCGCAGUCUCUUAUGCAGCUGCGUGACCUGGGACUACCGGUGGAACGAACCACAUGCGUGGGACAUUCCCUUGGGGCGCACAUCUGCGGAUUGAUGGCCAACUAUCUGAACUUCCGGAUGGAACGAAUCAUUGCUCUGGAUCCUGCCAGACCCUUGAUAAAACCGGGAGGCGUUAACCGAUUGGAUCAGGGCGAUGCCAAGUACGUGCAGGUUAUCCACACCAACGCUGGACACUACGGCGAAGGUGGACGUGUGGGACACAUCGACUUCUGCGUGAAUGGAGGCAGAAGACAACCCUAUUGCGGCAACAGUACAAACGUUAACCUGUGUAGCCACAUCUGGGCUAUCUGCUACCUGGCACAAUCGCUGUACGAAGGUCACGAACCGAUGGCGGAACCGUGCAGUCGACGAUGCCCUUCUAAUGCAGUACUUCCGGGGAUCCGCGAGGGACGCCGAAGACGGUUUGGCUACGCGAUGGGCUACGCCAUCCCGAUGGGACUGAAAACACCACCAAACGCCGCCGGCUCGUACUGCAUAAAGGACAACUAUCCACCGUUCUGCCCGUCGACGCCCUCGAUGGUCGGGGAUCAGCGGUGUUGCAUAUGA